Messenger RNA from Topomyia yanbarensis, 1643 nucleotides. RefSeq names its product zinc finger protein 26-like. Bases 337 to 1521 code for a protein of 394 amino acids. Gene Ontology annotation, biological process: regulation of transcription by RNA polymerase II. The record is from RefSeq and is a predicted model, not a curated record. Gene Ontology annotation, molecular function: chromatin insulator sequence binding. Gene Ontology annotation, cellular component: chromosome. Lineage: Eukaryota; Metazoa; Arthropoda; Insecta; Diptera; Culicidae. The transcript is spliced from 4 exons.
AAAACAAGAGGGCGACUCAAAAAUGGCCUAAUCAACAUUUCAUAACAACACUCGGCGAAAUAAUCUGUUUUCAAUUUUAUCAACGAAAACGUUAUUAUAUAAAACAUUUUAGUUAUGCUUCCGAAAACUAGUAUUGUUUCAAAGUGUUUCAAUACAUUUGAAGGCGCAGUAUGCAAACACUGUUAAAAUACGAUUUAAUUUUCUGAACCGAAUUUUCAAAGCUAUUUUUCUCGAUUCGAUAUCAUUGCGACUUCGGCCCUUUGGUCGAUUCAUGAUCGAAUUGUUUAUGUUGUUUUCAUUUGUUAACUACAGGCUGAUUAAUAAGAAAACAGAAUAAUGAGUGCAUGUUGUAUCUGCAAGAAACACCGUGUACCCGGAUCGAGUGUAACGUUUCACAGGUUUCCAACGGACAAAAAUCUUGCUCGUACGUGGUGUAAAAUUAUUGGCCUUGAGCAUCUCCCGCUGCCAUCGGCAAGAGUUUGUGAAGAACAUUUCGGCGAUGAAGAUUAUUCCGCCGUAUAUGGGCUUACCAAAACAAAAAUGUUGGUUGCUGGAGCUGUACCAAAUAAAAAUAUGCCCCCAUCAGAUAACAAACGAAAAGCUGAUCCUCCCAACCCUGUCCCCACUAAACAUGCCCGUGUUGAGGUCCCACCGUAUCUAUUGGAAAUUGCUGAUAUUCUUAAUGAAACCGCCGAUUCUAACACAGUUGAAUAUUUCCACGAUUCGAGCGCUCAAACCAUCACCAUUCGUUACGACGGAAAAACAGAACCCCAACUCCCCGGAGUUAAACAUUCUGUAUUCUGCCACCGAUGCAACGCCGUUUUCAAGAACCAAUCCGACCUUAAGUUGCAUAUGAAAAUUUGCAUAGAAAAGCUUAAACCGUACCAAUGCGCCACGUGUUCAGCAUCAUUUGACACCAUAGGUGCUCUAGGUAAACACAAAUGCAACCAGACACCUGAUGAAGAUCAAUCCAAACCGAUUAAAAAAUCACACGAUCAGAUGGAAGAGGGUUUCCGGAUGUCAGCGGAAGAUCAAGAAAAGUUAGGAUUUCUGUCGAGGUCGAUAGCUGGAAAAGAAUACGACUCUGAUUCGGAAGGGUACGAUUCAACGGAUGAGUCGCGUCCAAAUAAGAAAUGUGAAGAAUGUAUGUGUUUGAUACCGGUUAGAAAAAUGGAAAGUCACUAUCAGAAACGUCAUGAAGGUUGUGCUCCGCCUUUUGCUUGUAGGGUAUGUGAAGCAAGGUUUGCUUCCUGUGCCGAGUUGUGUAAACAUUUAAAGUCUCACUCGCGUGAUCAGCUAGCGGAAUGCACAAAAAAGCAUCCAAACGGUUUGAGAUACUUCAGAAGAAACUACCACCAUUUUGAGUGCUGUUUGUGUGGAAAUGUUUUUGACACGGAAGAAGCUGUUCGUGUUCAUCAAGUUACGCAUUUAUCCGAAAGGAUCGGAUGUCCGAUUUGUCGAUCUGUUUUCUCCGAUAAAUCAACGUUUUUGGAACAUCUUCGAGAACAUCAAGGUAUAUAAGCUGAUAAUUACAGUUUAAAGAUGAGAUUAUUAAAAAAAACAUGUUCCUGGUAACUCGAACUGUAUACAUCAGCCCUUCAUGAGAGCGGUUGUUUAAUAAAAAAAAUCGAAUAGAAAACUAA